This is a messenger RNA of Malus domestica (apple), 1477 nucleotides long. RefSeq lists its product as uncharacterized. The record is from RefSeq and is a predicted model, not a curated record. Lineage: Eukaryota; Viridiplantae; Streptophyta; Magnoliopsida; Rosales; Rosaceae.
AGUUGUGACCUGUGAGUUUGUUGUUGAUGAGAAACACAAGAAAAGAAAGUCGACAAAGCUUCAAUUAUAUUUAUAUUCUUUCCUUCUUUUCUUCUUUAUGCACACAGACAAACCCUCAUAAAUUUAAAAAGAUUUUCUUUCUCCCCUUUUCUCUCUCGCCACCCUCUUCUUCUUCGUCCUCUCUCUCUUUUCAAAAAACCAGGAGAAGCAAAAAACCGUCAGUGAAUACACUAUGACUUCCCCCGAUGACAGUGACGGCGGCUGGGUCAACCUCGCCAUGAACGACGAGGCGGCGGUCGUCGACCUUCUUCUCCGCCUCAAGCACUCCGCGCCGCCUCCGCCGUCGAAGCGCAGUAGUAUUCACAGCUUUCCGACUUUGCGGUGGUGCGUAAGGCAGCGCCGCUCCAGGAACGUGCCACGUCGCCACCAUGCCGACGACGUCGAUGCUGAGGACAGAAAGAGCACGAAGGGUGAGUCGAGCGGCGCCAGGGCCAGCCCCACCACGCCACUUUCCUGGAGCGGUGCCACUUCGGCUGGCGGCGUCGACGGCUCCGAAGAGUCCAGCAAGCUGCUUAAGCCGACCGAUGCCGCGAGAUCUAAGGUUGCUGUUAGAAAUGAAUCAACCAUCUUCAAGAGGCCAAGAAAGAAGAAGACUUUAGCUGAAUUAAAAGAGGAGGAGAGUCUGCUGUUGAAGGAAAGAAGAAAUUUGGAAAAUGAAUUGGCAACUCUACGCCUCACUGUUGAGAAGCAGAGGGCCACAAAUGAAAGCUUGAAAAAAGUGAAGCUUGAGUUGCAGUUGCCGCAGACAAAAAUGAAAGCUACAACACCUGUAUUGUCUGGUGAAGCCAUUUGGCACCAACAUGAGCAAAUAAAUGCGGUUGGUGACACUACUCCAACAAUGAAAACAAGUGUUCAUUGCAAUAACGUUGGCACUUCACAAAGCUCCUGUCCCUCAAAUGUUUCUUCCAAGGUACAACAAGAGGUUGGGAGCCGAGACACUGCCUUUUCGCUACCUGAUCUAAAUCUUCCAUUUGGGGAGGACCCUGGCUCCGAGGUUUUAUAUGGAACGAGCUGAGAAGAUUCAGAUUUGUACUAUUAUUCAGUUUUCUAAUCACGCGGCGCCAAGAUCUGCAGCAGCGUUUAGCUUAAUAAGAUAGAACUCAUCCAUCCUACGUUCCUAACGGUAUUUUAGGUUGACAAACUGAAAGUGCAAGUAUAAAAGCCCGUCUCCUCCGCCGCUUUAUGAAGUGAACGCGGCGGAUAUUAUUUUGUUUCUUUAUAGAUGAAAUCACUGAGGGUAGUGUAGAGAUCCUAACCCUGAACACAUUUUCACAUUUCCAGGUUUCUAUGUUUUGUCUGAAGUUCUUUGGGAACCCUCCUCCCUGUCCCUUUUUUUUCGUUUAUUAUAAUUUUUUUUUGGAAAUAUUGACUCUAAUGUAAUCACACUCCAUAAUACCUUAAUUCUCUGUUAUUGUCA